CCGCUGCCCAGCGAAGCGUGCGGCUCCCCGCCGCCCCCCUCCUUCAAGAGGCGCAACGAGAAGAACACGGAAGCCAAGCGGAGGAUGGCUCUGUCCCGGGAGAGGAAGACUGUCAAGACCCUGGGCAUCAUUAUGGGCACCUUCAUCCUCUGCUGGCUGCCGUUCUUCAUCGUGGCGUUGGUCCUGCCCUUUUGUGACAGUAAGUGCUACAUGCCCGAGUGGCUGGGGGCAGUCAUCAACUGGCUGGGCUAUUCCAACUCCCUCCUUAACCCCAUCAUCUAUGCCUAUUUCAACAAAGACUUCCAAAGUGCUUUUAAGAAAAUUAUCAAGUGCAAAUUUUGCCGGCAGUGA
Molecule: messenger RNA, 351 nt
Organism: Meleagris gallopavo (turkey)
Lineage: Eukaryota; Metazoa; Chordata; Aves; Galliformes; Phasianidae
Source: RefSeq, a predicted model, not a curated record